Seriola aureovittata is the source of this 891-nucleotide messenger RNA. RefSeq names its product RNA polymerase II subunit D (gene polr2d). Gene Ontology annotation, molecular function: translation initiation factor binding; nucleotide binding. The transcript is spliced from 4 exons. Lineage: Eukaryota; Metazoa; Chordata; Actinopteri; Carangiformes; Carangidae. Gene Ontology annotation, biological process: mRNA export from nucleus in response to heat stress; nuclear-transcribed mRNA catabolic process, deadenylation-dependent decay; positive regulation of translational initiation. Gene Ontology annotation, cellular component: P-body; RNA polymerase II, core complex. The record is from RefSeq and is a predicted model, not a curated record. Bases 303 to 617 code for a protein of 104 amino acids.
GAAAGAAGCGGUUCCUGUUGAACUCGGAUAUGAAUCUGUGUGUUACGAGGCUGAAAGGCGCCGAGCUGAAACCUGCGUCCGUUAUUCUGACCGGUAAAUAUCCACCGACUCGACAGUCCUUCCUCAGGCUCCGGGACUCACCGGGAGUCUGUUGAGUCCGGCACCGCUGCAGUUCCGGUCAUGGCGGCGGCGGCGGCGGCGCGGCUCCUCCGCACGUCGGUGACGUUGAAGAGGACGCGUCACAGCUGCUGUUUCCCAAAGAGUUUGAGAGCGCUGAGACUCUGCUGAACUCUGAGGUCCACAUGCUGCUGGAACACAGGAAGCAGCAGAACGAGAGCGCCGAAGAUGAGCAGGAGCUGUCCGAGGUCUUCAUGAAGACUCUGAACUACACGGCCCGGUUCAGCCGCUUCAAGAACAGAGAGACCAUCACGGCUGUCCGCAGUCUCCUCCUGCAAAAGAAGCUUCAUAAAUUUGAGUUGGCCAGUUUGGCAAAUCUGUGUCCUGAGGCUGCUGAAGAGGCCAAAGCCCUGAUCCCCAGUCUGGAGGGUCGGUUUGAAGACGAGGAGCUACAACAGAUCCUGGACGACAUCCAGACCAAGAGAAGUUUCCAGUACUGAGUCCAAAUCCAGGACCAGGACUGCUUUCUGGUCUCUGCACUUCCUGGUUCUACUGGUGGACUUGAGUCUCGGUCCUGUUCUGACCAGCAUCAGGCCCCUGUCCUUUCUACAGAAUUUUACUUUACAUCCAGGAUGACUGAACUGAGCUGAUGUGUAGUUAUAGGAUCUGAUGUGAUUUGGACGGAUCAGUUUUUUUUUGGUCUCUGUGUUCACUGUGCAGCUCAUCAUUCCCACUACUGUCACAAUAAACUUUGAUUUGUCUUUUUUUACACAA